CCACCACCAUAUGCCAUAUAUUAUAUAGAUCAUCACUCCUCCAUUUAUAUUGUCACCGGCAAACCCUGUCAUAUGAUCUUCCGCUGUGAAGUUAUUACAAAACCCUUACUGUCUUCCUUCCUGUUGGCUUAUUGAUAGGCCUAGAAUUCAACUACCUAUACUCAAGACUCAAAGGGGCGGAUCCUUAUGGCUUCACUAAAUCCAUGCGCUAAGGAGCUACACCUGCUUUAUGUCCUUACCGACUCGAGCCUCCCUACUGGCGGUUUCGUAUCCUCCUCUGGCCUCGAAUCAUUCGCCAAACACGGAUUUCUUUCUUCACAGUACUCUUACACAUCCAAAGAAUUUAAAGAUGGUGGUGUCCCGGGAAAGAAGAGUAUGACAGGAGGUUUGGUUGAUUUUGCGAGGGCCGAAGUGAGUAACUAUGCUAGUACAACCGGAGGGUUUGUCAAGGAUGGAUGGACUUGUGUAGAUGAUUCCCGUAAAGCUUCCAAAGCUGGGACUGGCAUAAUAGAAGAUGAGGUGCAGAGAGUGCUCCAAAAGAUACAGGCGCUAGACAAGUAUCACGAGUGCACGCUCCUGUCUCACGUUGGUCGGCGGUCAUCGAAAGCUCAAGGUGUAGCUAUGCUCACCCUUUUCUCCCGUGGGCUGAGCCGUCCGGUAGGGAUUGAUGAGUACUUGAAUGACGAUGGAGGAGGCCCCGGAUCGACCGAUGAAAUGGGCGUCAAGAUCAUAGAAGGUUAUAAGAAAAUGGUAAUCUUGGAGAAGGUUCCGGGGCACUUGGCUGUUUGCUGGGGUGUUAUUACAGCUGCCUUGGGACUACCCGUUGAUCGAGCUUUGCACCUACAUCUUUUCCUUCACGCACGCUCCCUCCUUUCCUCGGCCGUCCGUCUGAACAUCAUCGGUCCAUACGCUUCCUCCCAGCUUCUCCUUCACCCUUACCGGGACAUCAUCAAUCAAGAAGUUGAGAAACUGAGCAACUGCACCACCGGUAUUAUUGAGGACAAGGCCGAGAAAAGUGGGGAGGAAGAAGAUCUCUGGGCAUGGACAGAGGAUGCUGAGAAGGGACCGGCAACUACGUGGCCACUUGGAGAAGUUUUGAUGGGGAGACACGAUAUUCAGCAUUCGAGGAUCUUCAACUCAUGAUUUCUGUGCUGGAAUAGAAAUCGCUGAGAAGGUUAGCCGCAUGGCUUAGCUCUGCUUGGAGUAUGCCCGAACUUGUUGAUAGCAGUUGUAAUGCGUGUCACAGAAUUGCAAUACCGAUCAAUGGCCAAAGAAACAAAAUAACCUGCGUUGACUAGAAUAGAUAAGUCAGACAGGAGGUGAGAGUCGCCAUUGGUUGCUUAUUAGCUGUGAUACGUAGAUUAGGAUUUCAUAGAAGGCCUA
This is a messenger RNA of Cryptococcus deneoformans JEC21, 1383 nucleotides long. RefSeq lists its product as hypothetical. Bases 187 to 1143 code for a protein of 318 amino acids. NCBI's taxonomy places the organism in Eukaryota, Fungi, Basidiomycota, Tremellomycetes, Tremellales, Cryptococcaceae. The transcript has 3 exons. Gene Ontology annotation, molecular function: nickel cation binding. The record is from RefSeq and is a predicted model, not a curated record.